Trichoderma atroviride IMI 206040 is the source of this 689-nucleotide messenger RNA. The record is from RefSeq and is a predicted model, not a curated record. Lineage: Eukaryota; Fungi; Ascomycota; Sordariomycetes; Hypocreales; Hypocreaceae.
AUCCACAGUUCGGGGGCCCCGUACGAUUCGGCAUCUUAGGCGACAUUAGCUGAGAGAAACAAUGAGGCCGAGAUCGAUAUCCGAAGAGGUGGAAGAAAUGAUACAGAUGGCGAGAAGACGAUGGGUGGAUUGUACAUGCAGUUCAAGUAACGUAGCAGCAGUCUUGCGUGUUCAUUCUCAAAUGAGACUUUCCACGGCGCGGCGGGACGUGUUCCAGACCGCGAACAAUUUUGAGAAAAAAAUCACGACAUUCAUGAUUUCCUUCACUGCUUCCCUAUACCCAAUGGACAGAGCAUGCUGGCGUCAUUCCGUUCGAUAUUGGCCAACACGCCCAAGAAGUUGAAGGGGCUAGUAGACCUAAUCCUAGAGAUGCACAAAAGCAAAAGUACUCAAACGUAUUUUCACCCUUCAUAAUUUUUUUUUACAUCCAUAAAGAGAAGGAACAAAAGCAAUUCUUAAAUACGGUCAACACAUCACUCUCUUGGAUGUACAUGUAUUGAGGAACCAGCUUAGCAGUAUGGCCUUCACCCCCCACUUAUCUCAGUAUAACCAACAAGAUAAAUGGGGGAACAUACAUACCCUUUGACGUAUUCUACAUAUAGCGCUGUCUAUACCCAGAAAAGAGAAAAAUUUAAGCUUGUAUUUUAUCAUCUCUCUCGGAACUUCAUUCCGCAUUUAGUAUAUCAUAG